AUGUCACUACCAGCAAGUGCAGAGAAUAACAUUGCAAGAGCAAAGGAACUCUUUAAGAAACUUAGAGAGGAGGACCCUUCGAAUAAGGUCUGUUUCGAAUGCAGGGCUGCCAAUCCUCAAUGGGCAUCAGUGUCCUAUGGCAUCUUCAUCUGUCUAGAGUGCAGUGGUGUGCACAGGAGUCUAGGCGUACAUCUCAGCUUUGUUAGAAGUCUUUCAAUGGAUAAGUGGUCGGACAAGCAGUUGGAGGCAAUGUCUGUUGGUGGAAACACAAAGUGUCGAGAGUUCUUUAAGAAGCAUGGUGUUCCCGAUGGAUCGGACAUCAAGAACAAGUACAAUCACAAGGGUUGCGCGUUAUAUAGGGAGAAGAUAACUGCAUUGGCCGAGCAAAAGUCGUGGAGGGAGCCAGACGCCUCUGCUUCACCAGCACCAUCAUCAACCAAACAAUCAUCAUCAUCUUCAUCUUCAUCAUCAGCACCAUCAACUCCAACAGCAAAGAAGAGUAGCACUGUUGUAUCGAGAGGAUUCGACGAUUGGGAUGACUGGGACAAGUCGUCGGCCAAGAAGCAGUCGGCCUCAUCACCAACCGUCAUCAAGAAGGAUAAAGAGAGAGAGCGCGAGAGAGAUCGUGAGCGCGAGAGAGACUCAACACCUCCAGCAACCUCGAAACAAUCACUCGUCAACUCAUCUGGCGGCUACAACACUAGCAGUCGAUCAUUCUCCUCCAACUCGUCGUCAUUCAGCUCAAACGAUUCGCCACCCUCCAACUCCAGCAGCAACAACUACUCGUCUUCGUCGUCAAAGUCAUACUCAUACAACAGCGGCAGCAGCAACAGUUCGGCAAACACAAGCGAUCCCCGUCUGCAACAGUUUAGCAACGCUCGAUCAAUCUCAAGCGCGGACUACUAUGGCGACAACAAUGGCGGCGGCAACAACUACCAACGAUCAUAUAACAACAACAACAACAACGGCUCAGCAAUCGACUAUGGCAUGUCCCUGAUCGGAGAGGGAUUCCAAAAGCUUACAACUGUGGCCAGCACCGUGUCCAACAAGUAUCAAGAUGGCACAUUAAUGAACGAUGCAUCCAACCUCAUAAAUAACUACCUCCAGAAGGCCAAGGACAUUGUCAAUGGCAAUGAAUCGGAUAGUUCGUCGUAUGGCGGCGGUGGAAGUGGAUACAACUCUGGUGGCGGCUACGGCUACAACUCUGGCGGCUACGGCAGCGACAGUAUGCGAAGCAGUAAUGGAAAUGGCGGUGGUGGCUAUGGAAAUGGCAACGGUAAUGGCAAUGACAACCUGAGAAACAGUGGCAGCAGCAACAGCAGCAGCGCCAAGAUGUCAUCGUCCAACAGCUCGCUCAAGACAUCGUCCAGUGGAGCCAAGGGCAGCAGCAGCAGCGGCAUCAAGUCUGGCAGCACCUCGAUCAAGAAGUCUCAGGUGGCCGACGACGACGAGUUUGUUGGCUGGGACGUCAAGAGCGACAGUGACGACGACAAUGACAAAACCAUUAGCAAGAGCGGCAACAGCAACAAGAGCAACAGCAGCUCGAACAACAACAGCAAGCCAAGCAGCGACAAUGAUAAUGCUGAGGGCGGCGCCGGCAAGGAUUCGUGGGUGUGGGGUGAGGAGGAAACGACCUCUCCAGCCAAGUCGUCAUCCAAGCACAGCAAGUCCUCGAGCACCAAGGCAACAGCAGCGGCAUCAUCAUCACCAUCAACGACUACAGGAAGCAAAAAGACAACGUCCACUACUGAGUGGGAGGGAUGGGAUGACUAA
This is a messenger RNA of Acytostelium subglobosum LB1, 1773 nucleotides long. RefSeq lists its product as hypothetical. The transcript is spliced from 3 exons. The record is from RefSeq and is a predicted model, not a curated record. Gene Ontology annotation, biological process: COPI coating of Golgi vesicle. Bases 1 to 1773 code for a protein of 590 amino acids. Gene Ontology annotation, molecular function: GTPase activator activity. Lineage: Eukaryota; Evosea; Eumycetozoa; Acytosteliales; Acytosteliaceae.